AUGGUCCGGAUGUUGAACGAAACUCCCAUCCAGUACGUGACCUGGGGGAACCACGAGGCCGAUCUCUCCCAUGAGGACGUCAUGUGCCGCGUGGAGGAGUACCAAGGCGUGUGGAUCAACAGCAACAUGCAGUCGCACGAGUCUUUCGACAAGUGCCACUGCCAGCAGGCUGUAGAGGUUCUGGAGGUACGAAGCCGCGGCGGGAAGAACUCGCGCCGGAUUGGGCUCGUGGGAGUGCUCAGCGACGAGGCCACCCUGUACAAACCAGGCGCAUUUGGUGGUGCCACCAUCGAGGAUCCCUGGAAGACGUUGGCCUUCUACAAGGAAAAGUUGGAGAAGGAGCAGAAGUGCGACCUCGUGGUGCCGCUCUGCCAUCUCUACGAGUCCCAAGAUGAGAUCACUUGCCGCAACUUCGACUUCCCUGUGAUCCUCUCUGGCCAUGACCACCAUGUGGUUGAUCGAACGAUCAGCGGCACACGGCUCCUGAAGCCGGGCUCUGAUGCUCGCUUCUGCAUACAGCUCGACCUCGUCUGGGACCACCCCGGGCCCGACGCACCCUUGCGCCUCUCGGCGCAGCUGCUGGACCUCAAGGACUUCACGCCCAACGCCUCCUUGGCCGCCUCCGUCCAAGAGGUCUACUCCACGCUGGAUCACCUCCGCUGUACGCAGAUAGUCAAGGUGCCAGCAGCCUAUCGUCCCUUGAGUUCUGUGAACUCGCGUGGGUGUUGUACGACAAGCGCGCGCUUCCUUUGCAGUGAGAUUCGGAACGCCUUGAAUCUGGACUGCUUGGAGGGAAGCCCCCAUUGCGACUGCGUCCUUAUCAAUGGUGGCAACUUCCGUGGGGAGCGAGACUACAAGGAGACCGAGCACAUGUCUCUGGAGGACUUAAUGUCUGAGAUGGACGAGUCUGUUGAGAUUGUGGUGGCUCUUGUGCCGGGAAAGUUGAUCCAGUCCGGUCUCCGGGAAACCUGGCAGAGCAUCAGUGGGGCUUGGAUGCAGCACGACGAUCAGCUGGAGGUGGAUGCGGACGGCCAGGUGCAGAAGGUUGCAGGCAAAGCCCUGGAACCCGAUGCCAUGUACCGUGUUGGCACCAGCAGGCGCUUCGGCAUCCAGCUUAUCAAAGGCAUUGCGGCUUACUGGGCGGAGACCCCCAGUGCCAAGCCGCACCCGGAGUCUGGCAUCCCCGUGCACUCCCUGCUGCUACACUAUUGGGCCGAGAAAGUUUGGGUGAGGAUCUGGGCCUUUCUUGACAAAGAUCACAAUGGCCGCAUCGAUCCAGAAGAGAUCAAGGCUUUGGACAGGACCGGCACGGGGCAACUGGACCAUGUGGACAUUAUGAACGCCGUGAAAAACGUGGCGCACAUGGAAACGUUCGAGGGUGAAUAUACUCUCACGGAUUUGAUAAUGAAGGUGGCUGGCCAUUGUGGCCAGGGCACCCUGACACUGGUCGAAAUCAACAGCAGACGGCGUCAUCGCCGCCAGCAGCUGCGUGGAAUCAAGAGACGCGAGGUCAGAGUGCCCUCGGAGCUGCUGCCGGACCAUGGGCCCCUGGCGGUCUUCCAGGAGAUUUCGGACAUGGACCAGCGAUGCUACGCCGAGGUUUCUCUCGAGGAGCUCUCAGCUUUCGUAUGCUGGCGACAGGAGCAGGAUCGGAGGCAGAGACCGGGCGACUCUGACGAUGAAUGCGGUUGGCAACUGGAGGAUGAUUGGGACAUGCUGGACGGAGGAGAGAAGAUCGAGUGGGUGCCCGAGGACCCUCGUAAGACGCUGGCAGCAGACCCGACUGGUCAGUGGCUGGCCUUGCUUGAAGACGGUCCGGUGAAGUGCUCCCCAGGACGAGAUCUGCCACAUCUGCCACGGGUUCCAGCCUUUGAGAGCCCGGGCGGGGCCAGUGAGGAGAACGAAGGCGACAGCAAAGAAGGCGUCCAAGCUGCCAUGGGAGCUUCGGAAGCUCCCGAAAAGGAAGAAGAGACCAGGGAUUCAGAAGCUGAAGCUGACCUGGCAACUGGCACUGAGCAUGUGGCCCCUGGUGAAGAAGCGCCAGUUGAAGAAGCCAAUCCUGAAGACGGGGUGCAUGAGGUUUGCAUCGCCAGCCAAACAUCGGCCAACAUAAUGAAGCAGGCUCAGGACGACGACGGUCGGCAAGCUGACGAUGAGCUUGGCAGAAUCGCAGCCGCUGCUCACGAAGCUGGUGCGGUUGCAGAUGAAGAAGCCGCACCUUGCUCCGAGUUCGACUCAGCUGAUGCUGGUGUCGCCGACAUAACCGCGCCGGCCGAAGCCACUGGCGGCCAAGCAGCCCGAUCCAACGCACAAGAGACUGCCGCAGUUCGUUUGGCCCGCCUCUUCCAGGCGCCGGAGCCACCUGGAGCUGAGCGCGACGGCGGUGCACGUGUGGAACCUGUGGAACGUGGGCGCCGCGAGAUCACCGGAGUGGUCACCAGAGCCCGCCGAGCUCGCCGAGCGGCGCGGAAAUCGGACUCCGUCCAGGCUCCGGGCGCAGACGAAGGGUUGCCUCGCGCAGCAGCGCAGAAGAGGCGAGCGGCUGCAUCUAACGAUGAGGCCUCGCGACCAAAGCGAGGAAAGCUGCAUGGCUCAAGAAGGGUAACAGGAAAAGCAGAGCCCUGGGUAGGACAGAAUUUGCAGGAAUGCGAGGCUUCCUCGCACAGGCAGUCUGCAGCCAUGUCGUCUCCCAAGCGCAAGAACGGCGCAGCGAAGCUGCUGAAGGUGGACUUCUCCAAGGAGUUUGAGUCUCGAGGCAUCCCGCUCGAGGACAGCAGCGCAGAGAGAGACGCCAAAGAGCUCCGGAAAGUCGCUUCCUUCUUUGGCAUGGAUGGGCAUGCAGUCCACAGCCUCAUGGCCCAGGUCGAAGGGAGCGAUGAGAACGGCGGCUCUGAGGAGGAAAUGCUGGAGGAGCUCGAGGCAACUCCUGCCCUUGGAGGCAUGGCAGGAGGAGGAGGAGGAGGCGAGGACAGUGACGAGGACGAGGAGGCAGUCGCUGCUGCUGCAGCGGCGGCUGCUGCACGGCAGAGGUGGCUGCACAGACCCGUGACCCCGAGAGAGCUUUUGAAGGCGAAGCAGCCUCGGCCGAUUAGUAUCAACGACUUUCCCUCGAUUUUCCAACGAGAUUCGCCCCGCUCACCACAGGAGACUCACUAUUCAUACUUCAGCCGGCGCUUGCCUUCCGAGAAUCCGGAGCAUCGCAAAGCGAUGGAGUGGCAGACGGAGACGACGCCUGCAGCUCACAACCCCGGCCUUUGCAUGGCAUGCAGCAUGCCCUCGGCGAUCACGGGAGGUGAUUCGAAGCUUUCACAGGUGGCCGAAUGGCCCUGUGAGCACGGACGUUGUCUGCGAUCCGAGUGUCAUGUAGGUCGCGCCAUGGCCGAAGAGCAGAGCAACAGAAGGACGGGGGGUUGGCGAUGCUCCGUUUGCGACGGCGGGCCGUCAGGGAAACUUGGAAGUCUUAUCCGCUGCGAUGGCUGUGACAAGACCUUCCACAUGAACUGCCACGAUCCCCAAGUGACACGUCCGGGACUUCCCAACGAGAAGUGGUAUUGCUCACACUGUACCGAAGCUCUUGCACAACACCGUGCGCUGCGCCUUCGACCUGGUGACUUUGCAUGGGCGCGCCUAAAGGCGACCUCGGUGCUCUGGCCCUGCGUCGUCCUGAAGCUUGACUUCACGAAGCCUGACGACCCCAGGCCCUAUUGGGUGAACUUCUUCGAGGGUCGGAAAGGUGCUGAGCAAAGGGGCGCUUGGGUGAGCGAAGAACAGGUGCUGCAGUGGAGCGAGGGCCCUUUGAUUCCCGAAAGCGCUUCUCAGAGGCAAACCGCCCUGAGACAGGCUCAGGCUGCGGGAGCCGGCCCCUUCGGUACAGAGAGGUCUGUCAGGUGCUCCACACCACAGACGCCCAGACGGAAGGUCGCGAAGGUGAGCUCUCCAGCCAGCGGUGGAACCUCUACAUCCAGCACCACGCUGCCUCACUCCUCUUUUCAUAGAACUCCCUCUUCGAGAAGGCCGAGUCAGCCAAACCUCAUGCAGGAAGCGCAGAAGAUUCAGGCCAUUUCGCUGUGGCUCCUUUCGCUCUGCUGA
Messenger RNA from Symbiodinium necroappetens, 4089 nucleotides. NCBI's taxonomy places the organism in Eukaryota, Dinophyceae, Suessiales, Symbiodiniaceae. The record is from the annotation of a GenBank genome assembly.